Messenger RNA from Nezara viridula (southern green stink bug), 2205 nucleotides. The record is from the annotation of a GenBank genome assembly. Lineage: Eukaryota; Metazoa; Arthropoda; Insecta; Hemiptera; Pentatomidae.
CUGAUUUUAAAUAAUAUUGUGUCCUAUUAAUUAUUACAACAGUCACAUCGAAACCAGUAAGACCACUCAAAUGUAUUACAAACAAACAUACUAAUUUUAGUAAUCAACUAACUGCUGUUCAAAUGUUUUACCUAAACAAUUUGCUAACUUGUGUUUGAUAGACUAUCAAUGAUUCCAUAUUAAAAUAUGCUUUUUAAAAAAUAGGAAUUUUUUUGAGAAAGGUUGUUUUUACAGUGUGAUUUCUUGUUUUAUUUUGGAGUUGAUUAAUGAAUGUAAAUAUGUUAAGCCAAAUGUCUGCCAGCAAUAAAAAUGGCCAAGUUUUUAUAUUCAUUAAACAUUAUGACUGUAAGUGAAAAUAAUGUGAAGAAGCAGUUUUAAUCAAGAAAUCAAAAUGAAGAAAUACAUGAUAGAAGAGAUUUAUCCAAAGAGUCAAACCGGCAAAUGCAUGGUUUAUUUCAACAUGUCUCAUCAUUACAGAAGGAUUUAUUCGGCAAAGCCACGUGUUGAUACAAAUUUAGCUAAAAGGUCUCAAAACCAAUUGUGUUGUUCAUCUCCUGAUGUUUUUAAUUUUGUGAAAAGGAACACAGUUAAACAACCACUUCUCAUGACACCACGUCACAAGACUUGUACUAAGGAAAAAGAAUCUGAAUUAUUCAAACCAAAGAUUUUAGAGUCCCAUAUUGAAUCAAAAUUAAAAACACUGCCAGUUUAUCAAGCUCCUCAACGCAUUGUAACAACAAAAGCUGUUCAAACAGAAAAUAAUGAUAUAGAUGAGAUUAUCAAAAAUGACAAAGUUGCUAAUGAAAAUUCAGAUGAAAAUGAUCCCUUGGAAAAUGAGACAAAAGAUUUGUCACAUAAUAAUGAGAAAGACAAAGGUAAAGUUACAAGUAAUCAGAAGAAACAUGAAGGCUCAGAUGAACAUAAAUUCAGGCCGACAGACAAAUCAUGUGCAUUGUUCUUGAAAGAUAUUACUGAUGAUAUCUUAAGGAAAGGUAUUUAUUCGAAUCAGAGCCUUGAAAAACUGUUUACUCAUCAUAUCUCUAAAAAUAAAUAUUUUCUCCCAAAGGACAUCAUGGAAAGAGAGAUCAUGAGAUUGAAAAAGGAACUAGAUAUGCCUAUAGAAAGUGAAAAACAAGAAUCAGAAGAAACAAUCAAAGAUGAGGAAGCCCUCACAGCUUUGGAUUCCUUGUUUUUGCCCUCAGAUAUAAGGGAUAAAGUCGCUUCCUCAUUAGGCCUCACUAAAAAAUCUCCGAUACCCUUACCUAGCCCAAAGGAUAGUUUUACUGGAUCAUUAGAAUUAACAAGUAUGAGCGAGAAGCCGAAAAAAGAAUUAUAUAAUGAUGAAAAACACAAAACAGACAGCGUGAGAGAAUCUGAUGGGUCAGAGCCAGAACAAACGAGUGAAUCUAAAGAAGAUACUAUAAAUGAUGUAUUGGACAAUAGAUCAUUGAAUGAAAAUAGUGCUCAUUCAACAGAAAUAGAUAGUCAAGAUGAGACCGAUGGUGAUGAUAGCGAUAAGAAUGAUGUUGUUAACAGAACAAGAACUGUAAGUCCUGUUUUAGAAAAAAUUGUCUCUGAUAAUGUUUCCAAGCACCAUGAAGAGAUUGAAACUACUAGUGAUCUGUCAUCAAUCCAUACAGAAUCUGAUGGUUGAAGUUGGCAAGCUGUGAUUUUAUAAUAUAUUCUUUUGAUUUUAAUUCCUUUUUGUAUGCCACUUGUAUAAUUCUCAUAUUUAUUAUAGAAUAUAUUUCUUACAUUUAGGAACAUUACACACAAAAAGUAAGCUAUAUUUUUUUUUAAAGCAACAAAGUUAGAAUAAGAAGAGAAAUUAUGCCAAAAUAACCAGAGAUAUAUAUUUUUUAAACCUUAGCAAUAAAUAAGUUAUUAUUUUUCGCAUCCAUAAGAAGAAUAGUAAUAGAUUUUAACUUUUUUAACCAUCACAUGAAGAUGCUUGAUUACAUUCUACACUCAUGAUUUCCUAGUUGAUGGUAUUGCAACACUUUAUUUAUUUUCUUUCUGCACUUCUCCUUACUUCUCUUAAAAUAUGUUAUACAUGAUACGUUUUUAAACAUAACUUAAAACAAACAAUUUAAAUCAGAAAAAACAAAAAUAGUUCCAACUGCAUUGUAUUAUAGUUUUAUUGUAAAACAAUUAAAAGAUUAUUUUAGCCACUGUUAAAAUGAAACAAUACAUUAUUAUAAACUA